AUGGCCACCAGACAUUCGGGUAUCGUCAACUGCCGACCAGAUCACGCACUGCGCUCUGCUGCAGAUGGGCGUGUUUCUCAGCAGACUCGACGCGGCAAAGCACCUGCAUGUCUCUGUUCGUUUCUUUCUCUUCCUGUCUCGCCCACCCCUGUCGGACGUCGUACUUCGGCCGCAAAGACUGGAAGACAGGAGACAGGGAGACAGGGCUUGUAG
This is a messenger RNA of Sporothrix schenckii 1099-18, 213 nucleotides long. RefSeq lists its product as uncharacterized. The transcript has a single exon. Lineage: Eukaryota; Fungi; Ascomycota; Sordariomycetes; Ophiostomatales; Ophiostomataceae. The record is from RefSeq and is a predicted model, not a curated record. Bases 1 to 213 code for a protein of 70 amino acids.